Prunus armeniaca (apricot) is the source of this 291-nucleotide messenger RNA. The record is from the annotation of a GenBank genome assembly. Lineage: Eukaryota; Viridiplantae; Streptophyta; Magnoliopsida; Rosales; Rosaceae.
AUGAGAAUCUUGUUGAGGUUUUUGGUUCUUCUGGUGUUGAUUGCAUUAGCAGAAUCUACAUGCAACGGCACAGACCAAGAACAUAUCUUUAUGGCUUUCAAAUCAAUAGCAGGUUUCAAUCUAUCUUGGCUUCAUCAACAACAAGAUCAUCAAUCGAACUGGUCACGCCCGCCCAUCAUAGAAAUAAUGCUCCCCUCCAAAAAUCUUAGUGGGAUCGUAUUAUGGAAGUACGUCGGAAACAUGUCACAGCUGAGUACCCUUGAUCUCUCAAGCAACAAUCUCAAGGAAUAG